AUGCGUUUCUCCCUGACCACCAUCGCCAUUGCCCUUCUCGGCACAGCCGUGGCCCUGCCCAACCCUGAUGUCAACACCGUCGAGGAGCGAGCUGCCCAAUGCGGUAAUGAGUUCGACCACUGCAACUCGGAGGCAGACUGCUGCGGUGGCCUUACUUGCUACACCAAAGGCAGCGUCUGUGUCUCUUAA
This is a messenger RNA of Diaporthe citri, 189 nucleotides long. RefSeq lists its product as uncharacterized. Lineage: Eukaryota; Fungi; Ascomycota; Sordariomycetes; Diaporthales; Diaporthaceae. The record is from RefSeq and is a predicted model, not a curated record. The coding region runs from base 1 to 189 and encodes 62 amino acids. The transcript is spliced from 2 exons.